UGCAUAUUCAAUCUUGUUCUCUGUGACAGGUUCGAGUUCUGAAUCAGACCUUGAUGCUAUACUGUAGGCUUCCGCUUGCCGUGUCAUGCGGUCGCAUCAUACGACAUGCAGCCUCUAGGAUUGACCGGCAACCACUGGCAAUUCGACCUUUAGUGUCAACAUAUAAAGCAAAAACUUUCUCAAGCUAUCGCAUACUACGGACAGAAGAAACCGAGAGACUAUUGUCCGAGUUCAAAGAGAAUUUCCACUUUCCUUCGGCGACUUGCAAACUCGAAGAUAUAGCCACUCGGGGAUCCGGAGAAGAUGUCGUAAUUCAUGGCUAUCUGGGCACGCAGAGACAAGCUGGCAAGAACCUGCUCUUCGCUGAACUUCGGAGCACAACUCUAUCACAUUCAAUCCAACUAGUUGCCUCGAACAAAACCAGCGCUGAGGGGGCUAGUGUCUUUGACAAACUUAGUGGAUUGAAUGUUGAAACACCAGUAGCCGUCGAAGGAAAGCUCAAGGGCCGCAAAGCCAAGCAAACUCCAUCCAAACUAGAAGCAGGAGCCGUGCAGCAAAUAACGGAAGUCGAGAUUGAGUUGACCAAUAUAUCGCCGCUCAACCACUUCCCCAAGGACAUCAUGGUGACCCAGGAUUCAGUAUUCACAGCAGAACAGAGACAUCUUCAGUUGAGAAUGGAGAAGCCUCUUCGGGAUGCACUGGCUUUCAGGAGUAAAGCAGCCAGCAUCUUACGAACAGAACUCUGCGAGGGCAAAGAUUUCGUCGAGAUUGAGACACCUCUGCUGUUCAAGUCGACUCCAGAGGGCGCGCGCGAGUUCCUGGUCCCCACUCGCACACCCGGUCUUGCCUAUGCUCUACCUCAGAGUCCUCAGCAGUACAAGCAGAUUCUCAUGGCAAGUGGCAUUCCGCGCUAUGUGCAGUUUGCGAAGUGCUUCCGCGAUGAAGACCUUCGCGCUGACAGACAACCAGAAUUCACGCAGGUGGAUCUGGAAAUGUCUUUUGCAACUGGGGAGGAUGUGAUGAGCACUGUUGAAGAUGUUGUCAAAACGCUUUGGCAGAAGUUGCUUGGUAUCUCCCAUGAAGGCCAGUUUCCUCGACUAUCUUAUGAGGAUGCAAUGUCUAAUUAUGGCUCUGACAAGCCCGAUGUUCGCCUCGGGUCAAAGAUCUCACGAGCCGAGUACAUGUUACCUGUGGAUCUCAUCCGCAAGAUCGGCCCUCUGCAUGAUCCAAUCGUCGAGGUGCUGAAAAUGCCCAUCUCUGAAGACGUCAAGGAAACUCGCGAGUUCGUAACCAAAUUCAUGGACUCGUCAGAUUCUAAGCCUUUCAACGAUAACCCAGAAGGUCAACCAGGCAUCUUUAUCUUCGAUCCUCGUAAGCCACUUUCUGGUCUCUCUGUCUUUGGUUUCGAGGCUGCGGAAACGAUAGAGGAGAUGCUCGAUUUGGAAGAAGGAGACUUGGUCGUGCUCCAGGCUCGCAAGAACGCACCGCAUGCAGGUGGCUCCACACCACUUGGAAAUCUACGCCUGGCUCUUCACAAGUUUGCUGUGCGGCACAAUUACAUACCCGCACCUCAAGGUUUCGAGUUCCUCUGGAUCACAGACUUCCCGUUGUUCUCGCCUUCUGUGGCAAAUGAGCCUGGCCAAGGUGGUGCAGCGGGCUUCAGCUCUACACAUCAUCCUUUCACGGCGCCAAAGACGGCCGAAGAUGUGGACUUACUUCUUACUGAUCCAGCCGCUGUCAAGGCUGAGCACUAUGACUUGGUGGUGAAUGGUGUUGAGCUUGGAGGUGGCAGUCGCCGGAUUCACUCAGCAGCCAUGCAGCAAUUUGUCCUACGUGAGGUCUUGAAGAUGAGUGAGGAAAGAUUGAAGGACUUUGAUCAUCUGAUUGAGGUGCUAAGAGCCGGAUGUCCGCCACAUGCGGGUAUGGCACUGGGCUUCGACAGACUCAUCGCAGUCAUGCUUGGAAAGGAAAGCGUCAGAGAUGUAAUUGCUUUCCCGAAAAGUGGCAGAGGCGAAGACCUGUUGGUGAGAAGUCCGACACUUAUGACAGAGGACCAACUCAAGACCUAUCACCUGAAGCUGAGAGAGUAAGCGGACACACAUACCAAAUACUUUAACAAUUCU
This is a messenger RNA of Aureobasidium subglaciale EXF-2481, 2123 nucleotides long. RefSeq lists its product as uncharacterized. The record is from RefSeq and is a predicted model, not a curated record. The transcript is spliced from 2 exons. NCBI's taxonomy places the organism in Eukaryota, Fungi, Ascomycota, Dothideomycetes, Dothideales, Saccotheciaceae. Gene Ontology annotation, cellular component: mitochondrion; cytoplasm. Gene Ontology annotation, biological process: aspartyl-tRNA aminoacylation. The coding region runs from base 54 to 2090 and encodes 678 amino acids. Gene Ontology annotation, molecular function: ATP binding; aspartate-tRNA ligase activity.